CAGAGCAACUGUACAUCGAGCUCUGUAAACAUCUUGAGGUUGCUCGGUGAGACUGGUUGUGGGCGGAGCGCAGCUCGAGUUGACCAUUCCGAUUAGUUUUACAUCGCUGUGUCCACCCCAUACAGAACCAGUGCACUUCCAGCGGUCAACUUCAAACUAUUUGUUUUUGGGUUUCGGACCUAUUCGAACAUUUGUUUUAUUCCCUUGCCAGAGAAGAGGCGAGAGGGAGGGGUACAGAGUGCAUAAUGAAGGAUACGGAUAAACGGCAUGAAGGAGGCGGAAGGAGAACGGGAACAGAAAAAUCUGAGAAAGAUCAGAGCUGGAUCCCCAAGAUCAUCAAAAUGAGAGUUUGCACCACGUUCGUAGAGGACUUAUCAAGCAAUGGGGUAUUGUGUCAGUGUGGUGGUGUGCGGGAGACACACGGCUCCAUCGCUACAGGAGACUUUUUCGGGACGGCCAUCGUCAGCCAGUGGGACAGCUCUCAGCACUCCUCAGAGUACCCCACCGACGCCUUCGGAGAGUUGGAGUUCGCAGGGGCCGGCAGGAGACACAGCCAUUUCCUGCGUUUGUCAUGCGACACCCCACCUCAUAUCAUGUACGGCCUGAUGACGGCCCAUUGGGGGGUGCCCUCCCCCAACCUGGUGGUUUCUGUGGUGGGGGGGGGAGGUGGUCGCGAGAAGGUCAAGCCCUGGGUCAGGGAGGUGCUGAGACAGGGGCUGGUCAGGGCAGCACAGAGCACAGGGGCGUGGAUAGUGACGGGGGGGCUGAGGGAGGGGGUGGGACGUUGUGUUGGGGAAGCAGUGAGGGAUCAUGCGGCUGCGGCCUCCUCCCUGUCCCAGAAGAAAGUCAUCGCUGUGGGUGUGGCCCCCUGGGGCCUCGUGCACAACAGACAGCAGCUCAUCAACUCUGAGGGUAGUUUUCCAGCACGGUAUUAUGUCCAGAACACGUCCCAUGACUCGUGCUGCCUGGAUAGUAACUACCAGGCCUUCCUGUUGGUGGAUGAUGGGAGUGUAAGCCGGCGGGGAGGGGAAACGGCCUUCCGGGCCAAGAUGGAGGACUACAUCUCCCACCAGCGCACCGGCAUCUGGGGUAGUGGCAGUAUAGAUGUCCCUGUAUUGUGUAUGCUCAUCUCAGGGGACGCUGCCAUGCUGGAGAGGGUGGAUCUCUCUCUGAAGAAGGCUACUCCCUGGCUGGUGUUGAAUGGUUCUGGUCCAGCGGCGGACCUUAUCUGUGAGCUGCUGGAUGAACUGUCAGCCGGGCCCAUGAGCCCCCCCUCUCCCCAGCCAGAGGGUGAGGGGAGCGAGAAGUCCAGUGCGGAGCUGCGCGACAGAGCCCGUGAGAGGGUCCGGAGACACUUCCCUGCCAAGGCAGACGUGGAGAAGCUGGUGGACAGGGCUCUGAGUAUCUAUAAAAACAGAGAUCUGAUCACAGUGUUCCACGGGGAGCAGGAGAGUCCUGAUGAUUUUGACACAGUGCUACUGAAGGCUCUCGUCAGAGCCAGUAAACGUGUGUCAAGCGAUGCCAGUGAGUACACAGAGGAGCUGAAGCUAGCAGUAGCCUGGAACAGGGUGGACAUCGCUAAGAGUGAACUCUUCAAUGGAGACAUCCAAUGGAAGUACGAGGACCUGGAGGACUCCAUGACGGAUGCACUGAUCAACGACAAGCCCCAGUUCAUACGUCUCUUCAACGAGAACGGCCUCAACAUCCUGGACUACCUAACCUACAGGCAUCUGGAGGUCCUGUACCGCUCGCUGUCCGACAGUUCUCUGGCCUUCACUCUGCUCCAGCGGCUUCUCACAGAGAGAAAGGGCCUGGCCGUAUGCUCUCCGAAAGAGGCCUUAGCCCUCAAGAGCCCCCAGAACCCCAUGAGCCCCCUAUCAGGACCCUCCUCUGUCAAAGAGCUCAGCUUGUAUGAGGUGUCACGGCUUCUAUGGGACAUCCUGGGAGAUGUGUGUGAGCCCUUCUACUACAGUCUUCUCGGUUUGGACCAGAGCUCCAGCACCAGGAGAGCACUGAAGCAAGUGAAUAAGUUGUUGGAGGGGGAUUGUUCGUACAGGGAGCAGAGCUGUCUCUAUCCGUGGGCCUCUCUGUUCAUCUGGGCUGUGCUGCAGAACCGCAGCGAGAUGGCCGUCUACUUCUGGGAGAUGGCAGGGGAGUCUGUCCACAGUGCUCUGGCAGGCUGUAAGAUUCUGAGGGAGCUGUCUAAGCUGGAGAGUGAGACGGAGACCAAGCUCUCUAUGAAGGAGCUGGCCCAGAAGUUUGAGAACUUGGCCCUUGACGUGUUCAGUGAGUGCUACCAGAGCAGUGAGAGCCGCUCUUUCACCCUCCUUAUAAGGCAGUCUCCGGUGUGGGGCAAAGCUACCUGUCUACAGAUGGCCACCUCAGCCGACGCCCGCCACUUCUUCAGCCACGAUGGCGUGCAGUCUCUGCUGUCUCAGAUCUGGUGGGGAGACAUGAAGAGGAGCACGAAGGUCUGGAAACUGGUCCUCUCCUUCCUCUUACCCCCCCUCAUCUACACCAACCUCAUCACUUUCAGGGAACAUGAGGAAGAGGUGAAGGAGGAGGAGGAGGCACCUCAUGGUCGAGACACAGAGAGUCUGGACGGAGCAAAUGCCACUAUGCUCUCCCUCUCCGACAUCAUGCAAACGGAAGAGGAUGUCGAGGAAUAUGCUGCUCUAAGGGCCAAUCUGAAAAGUGCCCCCUCCAAUCCCAAGAGGCCCUUCAUAUUGCUGCGCUGGAGGGAGUUCUGGUUUGCGCCCGUCACCUCAUUCCUGGGCAACGUGCUGAUGUACUUCCUGUUCCUCUCCCUGUUUGCUUAUAUCCUAUUGUUGGACUUCAAGCCCCCGCCCCCUCACGGCCCGUCCACCUUAGAGUUUGUUCUAUACUUCUGGGUCUUCACCAUGGUCUGUGAGGAGAUUCGACAGACAUUCUUCAGGGGCAGCACCACUUUAUAUCAGAGAAUGAAGCUCUACAUCGAGGACAUGUGGAAUAAGUGUGACAUCACAGCCAUCUCACUCUUUGCACUGGGAAUGUGCUGCAGAAUGUUCCCGUGGUCCUAUGAGUUUGGCCGUGCUGUGUUGGCUGUGGACUACAUGGUGUUUACCCUCCGUCUCAUCCACAUCUUCGCCAUCCACAAACAGCUGGGACCCAAGAUAAUCAUUGUUGAAAAAAUGAUGAAAGACAUCUUCUUCUUCCUGUUCUUCCUGGCGGUAUGGCUCCUGGCCUACGGCGUAGCCAAUCAGGCGCUGCUCUACUCCUACGACCCCCGUCCCGGUUGGAUAUUUCGCAGAGUGUUUUACAGGCCAUACCUCCACAUAUUUGGACAGAUCCCCAUACACGAAAUGGAUGCUGAUAAACUGGACGAGGGGAUAGAGUGCACCAAUAACGUCACCCUGGUCGAGGCGGGGGCAGAGCCCUGCAUGAGUACCGAACACAAUUGGCUGGUGAUCAUCUUAUUGGUCAUCUUCCUGCUGGUCACCAACAUCCUCCUGGUCAACCUGCUCAUCGCCAUGUUCAGUCACACAUUCUCCAAAGUGCAGGAGCACAGCGACAACUACUGGAAGUUCCAGCGUUACAAUCUGAUCGUGGAGUACCACUCCAGACCCUGCCUGGCACCACCCUUCAUCCUCAUCUCCCACAUCCACCUCAUCAUCAAGAGACACGUCCGCAAGAUCCCCUCCACAAAGAUCAAACACUUUGUUCUGGAGAUCCACGGUAGGGAGGCCAGUAGACUGAACACGUGGGAGGCCAUCCAGAAGGAGAAUAUACUGUUUGCCCAGAACAAACGAGAGAGAGAGAAAGACUCAGAGAGACUCAAACGUACCUCCGUCAAGGUGGACAAUGUAUUAAAGCAGAUGGCAGAGAUUCGGGACCACGACCGCAGGCUGAGAACGUUGGAGACCGAGUUGGAGUACUGUUCUAGUGCCCUCUCCUGGAUGACGGAGGCUCUCUCUCAGAGUAACUUGGUAAAGACCACACGUCCUCCGCCCGCUCUCAGAGAUCUGACCUCUCUUUCUCCAACUAGCUGACAAAUGUCUGAUGGAGAAUAGUGAAAUCUGGACGCGCACAAACGACCUCUUAACUGUCUCUCGAAGUCGAUGAUGACAAAUGUUCCUCUUGUGGAUUGGGGUUAUUGCUUUAAACACACACACACACACACACACACACACACACACACACACACACACACACACACACACACACACACACACACACACACACACACACACACACACACACACACACACACACACGCACACCUACAAUCACUGUCACUCAGGGCCAGUGGUGUGAAGUACUUAAGUAAAAAUACUUGAAAGUACUACUUAAGUCAUUUUUUGGGGUAUCUGUACUUUACUUUACUAUUUAUAUUUUUGGCUACUUUUACUUUUACUUCACUGCAUUCCUAAAGAAAAUUAUAUACUUUUUACUCAAUACAUUUCCCUGACACCCAAAAGUACUCGUUACAUUUUGAAUGCUUAGCAGGACAGGAAAAUUGUCAAAUUCACACACUUAUCAAGAGAACAUCCCUGGUCAUCCCUACUGUCUCUAUUCUGGCGGACUCACUAAACACAUGCUUUGUUUGUAAAUUAUGUCUGAGUGUUGGAGCGUGCCCCUGGCUAUCUGUGAAAUUAAAAUAAACAGGGAAAUGAUGCCGUCUGGGGUGCUUAAUAUAAGGAAUUUGAAAUGAUUUCUACUUUUACUUUUACUUUUGAUACUUUUGAUAUAUUUUAGCAAUUACAUUUACUUUUGAUACUUAAGUAUAUUUCAAACCAAAUACUAUUAGACUUUUACUCAAGUAGUAUUUUACUGGGGGACUUUCACUUUUACUUGAAUCAUUUUGUGGUAAAGGUAUCUUUACUUUUACUCAAGUAUGACAAUUGGGUACUUUUUCCACCACUGCUCAGGGCCAAGGAAUGUCAAGCAAUGCCAAACACGGACUCGAUGCUCUUAAGCGUCGAUAAUUUGAACUACUGUCAUUUAGUAUGUGGACCAUUGUUGCUCUUCUAUGUUAUACUUUGUUGUUCCUAUGUUCUCAGAAAUCGUGUUCCUGUGGGUUCUAGAAUCACAGGACAACAGGACAAUCUGUUCUUAAUGUAAUAUGUAUAGACAUUUUUAAAAGGUGCAUUCAACCUGACACAAUCACAAAAAUGUCACUUUUUGGUUUGCAGUCAAUGACCAAAAGCGUCCUCUUUGGGCGCAUGGUAUUCAUAUUUUUCAUAAUCUCAUAAUGAAUAAAGAUUAAAACAAACAA
This is a messenger RNA of Salvelinus fontinalis (brook trout), 5254 nucleotides long. Its product is annotated as transient receptor potential cation channel subfamily M member 4-like. The transcript has 27 exons. Gene Ontology annotation, biological process: calcium ion transmembrane transport. Lineage: Eukaryota; Metazoa; Chordata; Actinopteri; Salmoniformes; Salmonidae. Gene Ontology annotation, molecular function: ligand-gated calcium channel activity; calcium-activated cation channel activity. The coding region runs from base 246 to 4028 and encodes 1260 amino acids. Gene Ontology annotation, cellular component: membrane. The record is from RefSeq and is a predicted model, not a curated record.